Pelobates fuscus (common spadefoot toad) is the source of this 2582-nucleotide messenger RNA. RefSeq names its product cyclin F (gene CCNF). Gene Ontology annotation, biological process: regulation of cyclin-dependent protein serine/threonine kinase activity; mitotic cell cycle phase transition. The coding region runs from base 57 to 2474 and encodes 805 amino acids. Gene Ontology annotation, molecular function: cyclin-dependent protein serine/threonine kinase regulator activity; protein binding. The transcript is spliced from 17 exons. The record is from RefSeq and is a predicted model, not a curated record. NCBI's taxonomy places the organism in Eukaryota, Metazoa, Chordata, Amphibia, Anura, Pelobatidae. Gene Ontology annotation, cellular component: cytoplasm; nucleus; centrosome.
ACUUCGAGCUGAUUGGCUAGGUGCGCGCUGUGGGCGGAGCCCUGGCCGUGCACUGAAUGGAGUGCUCUGGGGCUGUGGGCGUGGUUAACCCAGAGAGGGGAAUGGUUGGCCCCCUCCUCGCUGCACAUCUCAGGCUGGAACCCGGGACAGGCGGCUGCUCCUCACUGCUCCACCAUCACCACCUACCUCACCCACCUACCGGCAUGAAGGGAGGAGGGGCCUUGCACUGUCGAUGCUCUAAAUGUUUUACUGGCCCUCCCAAGCGUCGGGUGAAAAGACGCCCACGAUUGCUGACCCUUCUCAGCCUCCCAGAAGACGUCCUACUUUAUAUCCUGGAGUGCUUACCUGCCGUGGACAUCCUUUCCAUGCGAGAUGUACAUCCUCAACUAAGAGCUCUGGUGGAUAAUCACAGCAGCGUUUGGGCCCGUACUGGUUUUCAAGAUGUAUGGCCUUCCCCAGAAAACUUGCAUCUCUUUGAAAGGGCGGCAGAAUGCGGGAACUUUGAAGCAUGUGUAAAGCUGGGAAUUGCUUACUUGUAUAAUGAGGGAUUAUCUAUGUCAGAUGAUGGACGGGCUGAAGUGAAUGGACUAAAGGCCUCCCGUUUCUUCAGCCUGACAGAGCGUCUAAACAUUGGAGCAGACCCCUUCAUCUGGCUGUUCAUUCGUCCACCUUGGUCGACCUCUGGAAGUUGCUGCAAAGCUGUGGUGUUUGAUAGCUUGAAGGAAGAGUGUGCUGCUGCUGUAACUCCUGAUGAAGGGUUAAAAAAGGGUCUCCGGGGUUCUAUCCAGUAUUGUUUGGCAAAAGUUCUAAGCUUAUUUGAGGAUGAUGAUCGUAAGAAUGGUGCUCUAAAAAUGCUUGAAGUUUCAGCCUCUCUUGGCUGCCUAAACAGCUCCUACCUCCUAUGGGAAACCAAUCAGAAAAACGCUUUAUCGGAUCCUGGUAGAUAUCUGCAGAGUAUGAGGCAGCUACGAGACUACGCGGCCCGCGGGUGCUGGGAUGCUCAGAUCUCCUUGGCGAAGUCAUGUGGGCAAAGGAACCAGCUGGGUCACGAACAACGACCAACAUCAGAACCAGUAUCUCAGGUCUUUCAGUCAUCUCAACCUAUCAGCAAAACUGGCAUUUUUACCAGACAGAAGGGCAUGAAUGAUACAAUGCGAUACAUCCUCAUUGAUUGGCUGGUGGAAGUAGCCACAAUGAAAGACUUUUCCAGUCUCUGCCUGCAUAUGACGGUGGGAUUGGUGGAUCGGUACUUGAAACUCCGCACUGUCCCACGGGCCAGACUCCAGCUCGUGGGAAUUGCAUGUAUGGUGAUUUGCACACGCUUUAUUAGUAAAGAGAUUCUGACAAUCCGCGAAGCUGUCUGGUUAACAGAUAACACUUACAAAUAUGAGGAUCUGGUUCGUAUGAUGGGAGAAAUCAUCUCUGCACUAGAAGGAAAAAUAAGGAUUCCUACGGUGGUAGAUUAUAAGGAUGUUCUUGCACACAUUGUUCCGAUGGAUCGAAACACUUUGCAUCUCUGCAGCUACAUCUCAGAACUGUCUCUUCUGUAUACAGAACUGUCUGUCUAUUCCCCAGCUCAGCUGGCUGCCGGCGCCCUGCUGCUUGCAAGGAUACUGCACGAACAAGCACUCCCCUGGCCGGCUCAGCUGGUAGAGAACACCGGUUUUACCUUGGAGCGGCUCACACCAUGUGUGCUGCUCCUACACAAGAAAUGUUUUUUCGAUGAUGCACCCAAGGAUUACCGGCAGGUGUCUUUGACAGCCGUCAAACAGCGCUUUCAGGAUGACCUUUAUGACCAGAUUAGCAAAGCAAAGGUGAUGGAUCAUAGCCAGCUGUGUAUGCUGCUCGGAGCCCCGCUCCUGGACACAGAGCCCCUCGUGUCUUCUCCUAGCAUGGCUGACGUCCAUCCCUUCCUGUGCUCGCCUUCUGGGAAUAAAACAAAGAGACGUAGAGAAGACAGCAUACAGGAAGAUCGGGGUAGCUUCGUGACCACUCCCACGGCUGAGCUGUCAAAUCAAGAAGAAACACUCCUGGGGAACUUCUUGGACUGGAGUCUCGAUACAUCGUGUUCUGGCUAUGAAGGUGACCGGGAAAGUGAGGGCGAGAGGGAAGGAGAUGUCACGGGACCUAGUGGAAUUUUGGACCUCUCGCUCUUUCACAUAGACCAGCACUGCCAAGAAUCUAGUGAUGAGGACACGUCGAUCAUCCUUCAUUCGCUCCCAAUCCUGUCCAAACCCAACACUGCCGAACACUGUGUGAAACCAGGAGCGGAAAACAGUUCUGGAUACUCCUCUGUGAGCAGUGCCAGAAGCCCUACCUCUUCUCCCACUGGCCUGCCUUUUACCCCCACCCCAGGACAAUCUCAUGGGAAACUGUCCUCCAUUCCAUACCCUCAUUUUAAGACUGGCCGCAGGCAGGUGAAAAGGAAAAAUCAAGCACAGCAUAGUGAAGAGAACCUCUCUGAACCCAUGUAAAGAAUUCCUCCCCUGUUCUAUCAUUUUGUAAAGAGAAAUAUAUAUAUUUUUUUCAUUUAAAAGAAUCCGCCAACUCUGUUCUUUUACCUCCUAACCCCUUACUUUGGU